AUGUCAUCCUCAUCCGAUCAUAACAUUGAAGCCAUCUAUGAGUCUGUUAAAGAACACUAUUCCAAGCAACAAACCAACGAAGCCAACAUUUCAAACUCGUGUUUCCUUGCCAAGAAGCCUCACACCAUGAUUCAAAAAUUGUUACCUCUGAUCCCUGAAAAGGUGAAUGAAACUUUCUUUGGCUGUGGAUGUCCUAUCCCUCUUGGUAUUAAGGGACUUACUGUGCUGGAUCUCGGCAGUGGAUCAGGUCGUGAUGUCUUUCUUGCUUCUGCACUCGUUGGAGAAAAGGGUAAAGUCAUUGGUGUUGACAUGACUCUGAAACAAAUUGAAUUGGCCAAGUCCACUACUAUGGAAUUUGUAGAAAAUGCUAAGAAGGCAAAUUUGAAAGUGGGAACGAUUGAAUUCCACGAAGGUCUUAUUGAAGAAUUGGACUCCAUUCUUCCCAGUGAGAGCGUUGAUUUAGUGGCUUCCAAUUGUGUCAUCAAUCUAUCUCCUCAGAAGGAAAAAUGUUUGGAACAAGUGUACAAAGUUCUCAAAUUCGGUGGAGAAUUUGUUUUUUCUGACAUUUAUAGUGACAGAAAGCUUCAUCCUUUGGCUCGUCAGCAACUCACAAAAUUGGGAUCCUGCAUUGGAACUGUCUUUUACACUAAUGAUUUUUUGUCAGUGUGUAGAAAGCUUGGAUUUCAUGUAAGAGAAGUUAGCCGUGUUGAACUUGCAGCAUCUUCGCAAGAUUUGCAGCAAAUGAUCGUUGGCCAAGCCAAGUUUUAUAGCAUUACCUAUCGUCUCUUCAAGCUAAAGAAAUUAGAAAUGACCGAAGAAAACUAUGGCCAUGUCGUGACCUACAAGGGCACUUUGGAGGGUUAUCCUACCAUUUACAAAUUUGAUGCAGAGCUUGAAUUUGAAAGGAACUUACCCGUGAAUGUCAGUGGAAACGUUGCUUCUGCUUUGGAGGAAAGUGAAUAUCUUCGUAGACACUUCUCAAUUCUCCCCAAUGAUCGUGAAUUCCAUUUUGGAGAGUUCAUUAGCAACCACAAGAGUCAAGACGCACGCCCAAUUGAAAAAGUGAUUUUUCAAGUUCCAACUAGCUGCUCAAAGUAG
Messenger RNA from Naegleria lovaniensis, 1098 nucleotides. RefSeq lists its product as uncharacterized. The record is from RefSeq and is a predicted model, not a curated record. The coding region runs from base 1 to 1098 and encodes 365 amino acids. Gene Ontology annotation, molecular function: methyltransferase activity. The transcript has a single exon. NCBI's taxonomy places the organism in Eukaryota, Heterolobosea, Eutetramitea, Acrasida, Naegleriidae.